GCUGCUGGAGAAUCGGGAAGGCGGGGACAAGGUGGGAAGAGGGUAUAAAUGCGCGGCCGCUGCAGCGCCAGCAUUGGAGCCACCAAACCCAGAGGAGGUACGCUCCAGACCCGGGUGCAAUCCUGGCGGGCGGCCGGGAGGAAGCAAUGCGCGCCGGAGCCACAUCUGAGCCCAACGUGUCCUGGUGGGCGCUGGCCAAUGCAUCCGGCUGCCCGGGCUGUAGCGCCAACGCCUCGGACAGCCCGGCCCCUGCGGCGUGGCCCGUCGACGCCUGGAUCGUGCCGCUGUUCUUCGGCGCGUUGCUGCUGCUGGGCCUUGUAGGGAACUCGCUUGUCAUCUUCGUCAUCUGCCGCCACAAGCAGAUGCGGACGGUGACCAACUUCUACAUCGCCAACCUGGCGGCUACGGACUUGACGUUCCUACUGUGCUGCGUGCCCUUCACGGCUCUGCUCUACCCACUGCCUGCCUGGGUGCUGGGCGACUUCAUGUGCAAGUUCCUCAACUACAUCCAGCAGGUCUCGGUGCAGGCCACGUGCGCCACCCUGACCGCCAUGAGCGUGGACCGCUGGUACGUGACGGUGUUCCCGCUGCGUGCCCUGCACCGCCGCACGCCCCGCCUGGCGCUGGCCGUCAGCCUCGGCAUCUGGGUGGGCUCGGCGGCAGUGUCCGCGCCGGUGCUCGCCCUGCACCGCCUCUCGCCCGGGCCACGCACCUACUGCAGUGAGGCGCAUCCGAAGGGCGUUGUUCAGGGCGGGAAUUGGAGAGGGUCAAGAGGAGGAGCGCGAGCGUGUUGCCCCAGCCAACUCUCCGCCCUCCCGGGUACCAACUCUCCCCAUCCCCAGGGGCAGCUGCUGGCUGAGCGAGCGGGCGCUGUGCGCGCCAAGGUCUCGCGGCUGGUGGCAGCCGUGGUCCUGCUCUUCGCGGCCUGCUGGGGCCCCAUUCAGCUGUUCCUGGUGCUGCAGGCGCUGGGCCCAGCGGGCGCCUGGCAUCCGCGCAGCUACGCGGCUUACGUGCUCAAGAUCUGGGCGCACUGCAUGUCCUACAGCAAUUCGGCGCUGAACCCUUUGCUCUACGCGUUCUUGGGCUCCCAUUUCCGGCAGGCCUUCCUCAGCGUCUGCCCCUGCGCUCCCCAACGGCGCCCCUGUCGACCCCGCGGGUCUGGACCGUCAGAUCCCGCCGUCCCCCAAGCCGAGCGGCACCGCCUGGCUGCCCACCAGGCCCCCUCCAUGACCCCAAAGCCAGGCAGCGGCGAGCCAGGGCUGCGCAGGCUGUGUGUCCUGGGGGAAGGCACUGCCCCUCUCUGAGCCCUCUCUGGGGGAAUCAAGGUAGGCCCCUCCAGAACGGGCGCUGCUAUUACUAUUUUAUUAAUGUCCUUAUUUUUGUCCAGGAUAAUCCUAAUGAACAUGUUGUCUCCUCCUGGAACGUUGGUUACAAAUUUGCUUUGAUGUUUGCUUCUAUUAAUAUUGCAGUUACUAUUUCUGUGUUUCCUGAAAUCAAAGAUGUAUCGAUGUUGGCACUUUCUGGAACUUUCAAGGAAGCAAAGUAGAAGUUUUCACGCACAGUGUUGCAGCUGACUGUACAAUUGUAAUGUAAGAUCCAGCCUAUUUUCAGAGACAUUAAAAAGUAAACACAAUGUGAUUCUUAAAACUGAUGAAACAGGGCACCCUUCUGACUCCCUGGUAAGUGUCCAGAGCCCAGGGUUGCUCGGGCUUCCUCCCAACAUGGCUGUCGGGGAAAGUCGGACCUACUCCUGGGGGCACAAGCUUCCUGCUUCCACAGUGAGCUGCUGGGAGUUGUCAGAGCCCCACCCAGAUUCAAGGCUGG
Vicugna pacos (alpaca) is the source of this 1824-nucleotide messenger RNA. The record is from RefSeq and is a predicted model, not a curated record. NCBI's taxonomy places the organism in Eukaryota, Metazoa, Chordata, Mammalia, Artiodactyla, Camelidae.